Hemibagrus wyckioides is the source of this 3793-nucleotide messenger RNA. RefSeq names its product laminin, gamma 2 (gene lamc2). NCBI's taxonomy places the organism in Eukaryota, Metazoa, Chordata, Actinopteri, Siluriformes, Bagridae. The transcript has 22 exons. The coding region runs from base 127 to 3468 and encodes 1113 amino acids. The record is from RefSeq and is a predicted model, not a curated record.
CAGCAAACAAGUCGCGCGGAAGCGUACUGCGGUUUACUUUCCCCUAUAAAACACAUACACCGUACACACACACACACACACACACACACACGCGCGCGCGCACAACACCGGGACUUACUCGUUACUAUGAAGAGCGCUUGGAUCUUUCUGUGCGCAGUCUGCGCCUGGUAUCCAGUUCACGGAACAUAUCGACCCUCAAGCUGCACAUGUAAUGGAAAGGCUCUGUACUGCGUAAGAGACUCCUUGGGCCUGCUUUGUGCGAACUGCCAAGACAACACUGAAGGCCGGCACUGUGAGAGCUGUAAGGAAGGAUACUACCACCAGAGGGCAGGAGAGCACUGCCUGCCCUGUGCCUGCAACUCUGUAGGCUCUGAGGGCCCAGGAUGUGACAGUCAGGGGCAGUGUGUGUGUAAGCAAGGUGUGCAGGGUACUCAGUGUGAUCGCUGUGCAGAUGGAUCUCCAAUCACAGCCAGUGGCUGCAAGCAGCUGCAGAAGAAAAGCUGUUUCUGUAACGGUCAUUCGAGCGAGUGCUCCUCAGCUGAAGGUUACUCAAUGUACAACAUCGUCUCAACAUUUGAUCAAGGGAUGGAGGGCUGGAGAGUCGUCACUGCUCCAAAGGUUAGUCCCUCCCAGGUGCAAUACCACUGGUCUCCGGCACACCACAGCAUCGAGGUGGUCUCUACAGACGUGCUGCCUGUUUACCUGUCAGCUCCCGCUCGGUAUCUAGGGAACCAGGCUCUUAGCUACGGUCAGACGCUGUCCUUCGUCCUCCGUCUGAACCGAGGAGUCCGUUAUCCUUCCACCUCAGAUGUCGUGUUAGAAGGAGCCGGACUGAAAGUUGCUGCUCCGCUAGGAAACAUGAGGACUGUCAUCCCAUGUGGCAAGAAAAUCACUUACACUUUCAGGCUGGAUGAACAACCAAGCAGCAGAUGGAAUCCUCAGCUUUCAGCACUAGAAUUUCAGACCCUGUUGAGUAACCUUACAGCCAUCAAGAUCCGAGUCACUUUCGGCGAAGAGGGACGUGGUCACCUGGACGAUGUCACCCUGGUCUCUGCUCGGUUGGGUCCUGGCUUUCCUGCAUCCUGGGUGGAGGAGUGCCGUUGCCCUGCUGGUUACGAAGGACAGUUCUGUGAGCGAUGUGCUGCUGGCUAUAAAAGACGUUUCCCUGGACAGGGUGUCCGUAGCCAGUGCGAGCCGUGUACCUGUCGGGGAGGAAGCUGUGAUCCUGAAACAGGAGACUGCUACCCGGCCGACGAGACUCCUAGUGGACAAGGCUGUGAUACUGGUUACUACAGUGACCCUGAGGUUCCUGGAGCCUGCAAGAAGUGCCCAUGCAGCAUAGGCUUUGUCUGCUCUCUCGUUGCAGGGACCCUGAAUGUAAAGUGUAAAUGCCCACCUUGGACCACAGGCUCUCGGUGCCAAAAGUGCUCUGAUGGUUUCUAUGGUGAUCCUCUGGGAGAGAGUGGUGUUCAGCAACCCUGCCAGCGCUGCCACUGCAACGGUCACUUGGACUUAAAUGUCAUUGGGAACUGCGACCGUUUGACAGGGGAGUGUUUCAAAUGCACAAACCACACCACAGGCUUUCAGUGUGAGAAGUGUCUGGAGGGAUUCUUCCACAGCAAAGCCGGCGAUGCGUGCCAAGCUUGUAACUGCAACCCGAAGGGAUCGAUCGCCAGCUCCUGCAAUGAGCAAGGCCAGUGCAAGUGUAAAGAGGGUUUCGAUGGGCAAAAGUGCAUCAAAUCCAAGUGUCCAUCAUGCUUCGACCCUGUUAAGAACAAGAUUGGGAAAUUUGUGAAGAAGCUGCAGCAGGUGGAGGCACUUUUUAACAACGUUGGGACUGAUGGUGUGGACAUCACUAAAGCCAUGGAAAAAGCAAUCAGAGAUGCUGAGGAAAUGGUCAAGAUGGUGGAAAGUGAAGCAGACUCAGUGAUCGAAGCAGAGAAAGGUCUUCAUGCCCAGCUGUUAGCCAUCGGCAACAAUCAGCUGAAGGGCGAGGGAACAAUACAAGACAUCUCAAAGAUCGUAGAGAGUGUUGUCCGGCAGGAGCAGCGUUAUCAGAGAGAAGUGUCUGACAUCCAGAAACUCCUCAGCAUUAUUAGGCAACAUCUGGAAAAGGCCAAGCGGGACAUCCAAUCAAUUGAGCUCCCUUCAGGUGAUGCGGUCCCAGGUACAAACAUUGUGUCCGAUUUGAUCCAGAAAGCAAGUGAUCUCGCUGAUAAGCACACAGGCGAGGCAGCAGUAGUGGAGAAAACAGCGAAGAGUUCUCUUCUCGAGGCUGAGAAAGCUUUGGCUCUCAUGCGCACUGUCAUCAGUGGAGAAAACAAAGUCACAGAGCAACUCAACGGCCUCAGAUCUCAGUAUGAGAAAGACAUAGCCCAGGUGAGUGCCAUGGACAAGCAGGCAGUUCGUCUGAGUAAAUCAGCUGAGACAGAAAGCAAGGUGGCGCUGGAUAUGCUGAAACAAAUAUCUGACCUGGAGAAAAACCUUCCAAAGGCCCCAAAGGACAUCACCAGCUUGGCUGGCACACUGGAUGGUCUGAAGCAGUCAUUCGGCGGUAACGUGUCAGGGUUCCUAGAGCUGCAUAAACAGGUUGGCAAUGAUCAGAAAGAGGCAGUGGAGCUAAUGAAUCAGCUGAAAAAUGGUCAGCAGGUCCAGGAAAACCUGCUUGGCAGGGCCAACAUUGCCAAAGCAGAUGCAGACAAAGCACUGAAGCUCUUUAACAGUCUGGGCAAUGUGGAUGAUGCUCUGGAGAAACUCAAAGGAUUUGAAGCCCAGAUCGACAGUAGUAAGGCUUUGGCUGAUGAGGCCCUUAGUAGACUGCCCAUAAUUAGCGGCAUCAUUGGGAAAGCUGUGGCCAACAAUGACAAGACUCAGGCCAUUCUGGAUCAGAUGGGGGACUACAGUGAUGUUAUGGCCACGCUUAGCAAGAUAAACGACUCUCUGGACAAUGUAGAGAAUUUAUACAGUUCCCUGCCUCCCUCGUCAAAUCUUCUGAAAACAGCUACAACACUGAAGGGAGGCCUGGAAGUGCUAAAUAACCAAGCCGACUCGAUCAGGAACAAACUGACCGAAGAGAAAGGGAACGCAGAGAGAGAGUGGAAUCUAGCCAAAGAGGUUAAUUGGGAGGCCAGUGGAGCAUAUAUUAAUGCAAAUAACACAAGAGAUGCUGUUGGAGAUGCUUUGAAGACUGUUAAUAACCUUCUUGGAUUACUCGGAACACCGGCAGCUGUAGAUGACAAGAAGGUGACAGAUCUGGAGAACGCUAUAGCCACAAGCCGUAGACGUGUGGAGACAGAGCUCAGGCCCCGGCUCAAAGAGCUGGAGGACAAAGAGGCUGAGCAGAGAGCCGCCAUCGCACGCAUGAUCAAUGACAUCAACACCAUCCUGGCUGAUAUCGACAACCUUGAGCACAUUCAGCGAACCAUUCCAGAUGGCUGCUAUAACUCACCGCCCAUUGAGAGGCCUUAGUGACAUAAUGUAAGAAAUGGACUACAGAAAAUGCCUCAGAGACUUUUUUUAAACACCAUUUUAUAUUUAAUGUGCUUUGUGUGUGUGUGUGUGUGUGUGUAUUUUGUACUGGAUGUUUGUAAGUUACUAACUAUAUUUAUGUUCCUUUGGGAGAAAAAGAUGACUGUGAUGUGUAAGACACAAACAACAUUAAUGAUUAAAAAAAUUAAAGCCAAUUGUGUCUCCAAAGCCAAAGUCUGCAAGCACUCCUGUAAUUCAGUAUUUAUUGUAUGUAUGGUGCUUUUGAAUAAUACAUUGCUGAUUAAACCAAACAUUAUAAUCAUUG